UGACUUUCCAAUCUUAUCUUUCUGAAAAUUCUGCAUAGCCGUCUUGACUAACCAGGUCCUACCGAUUCAAUACAGUGACGCACAUGGAUCCACCAAUUUCUAUAUAAUUGUAUUAUAUAUUUUAGUGACAGUCACAUCUAACAAAAGAGCUAAAGAGAUGGGGGAAGGGGCGAUGGACGAUUAUGAAGUAGUGAUAAUUGGAGCGGGGAUCUGUGGAUUAGCGACUGCCGUCGCUCUUCAGAAGAAAGGAAUUAAAAGCGUAGUGAUGGAGAGAUCGGAAGCUCUGAGGAAUUUCACCGGUGCAGCUAUCGGAAUCCGCCAAAAUGGUUGGCGAGCUUUGGAUCAGCUUGGCGUCGCCGACGUCCUCCGUCGCACUGCUAUCAAUAUUAAAAGAGAACGGAUUGUAGGGCUCGAUGGGGGAAAGCAACAAGAAAUGCCGAUGAAAGGCGAAACUCGUUGCUUGAGAAGGAAAGAUCUUAUAGACACUCUCUAUGCUGCACUUCCUCCGACCUCUGUCAAGUUUGGAUGCGAACUUGAAUCUAUAAAAUUGGACCCGAAUACUACAAAACCAGUUCUUCGAUUCAUCGAUGGGAGCUCCAUUACCCCCAAGGUUGUAAUUGGUUGUGAAGGAGGCAAGUCAAUCGUUGCCAAUUUCCUUAACAUCAAGCCUACGAAGAUGUUUCCCUUAUGUGGAGUUAGAGGUUUAUCAAACUAUCCCAAUGGUCAUCUAUUCGACCAAGAGUUUGCUCGUUUCAGGAAAGAUAAGAAUCUUGUGGGAAGAAUUCCAAUGGACAAUAACUUAGUCUACUGGUUUUGUGCGCACCCUUACUUUCCUAAAGAUGACAGAAUUUGGGAAGAUCCAGAGGCAAUACAGCAAUCAACCCUAGCAUUGCUAAGUGAUUAUCCCCAAGAAGUUAAAGAAAUGAUAGAAAUUGCGGAUGCAAAUUCGUUGUCUUUUACACAUUUAAGAUAUCGUGCACCAUGGGACUUGCUAAGGGGGACGUUUUGUAAAGGAAGAGUGACAGUUGCUGGGGACGCUAUGCAUGUGAUGGGUCCGUUUCUAGGGCAAGGUGGUUCAGCAGGUUUAGAAGAUGCGGUGGUGUUGGCUAGGAACUUGGCUGAAAAGGGUUUGGACAAUGUGGAAGAAGCGUUUAAUCUGUAUGUAAAAGAACGAAAAAUGAGGGUGGUUCGAUUAUCGUUGCAGACUUAUUUCACGGGUAUGCUAUUGGGAGCUUCUUCGCGUCUAAAGCAGUUUAUGUAUGUUGUGUUAUUGUCUCUUCUCUUUCGCAACUCGAGUGGCCAUGUUGAUUAUGAUUGUGGUAGUCUUUGAUGCGUUUAGAGAUCUUUAGACUCGGAUGUUACUAGUGAUUUUGUAUAAUCAAAUAAAGAAUCAAUCAUA
Messenger RNA from Lactuca virosa, 1399 nucleotides. NCBI's taxonomy places the organism in Eukaryota, Viridiplantae, Streptophyta, Magnoliopsida, Asterales, Asteraceae. The record is from the annotation of a GenBank genome assembly.